UAUUCCACGAACGUACCGCCGUACUUUAACCGAGUCAAAGGAUUAUCAAACUAGGAAAUUUCUAGGGAUCCGAACAGCACUAACGGUUAUCAACAAUUCCAGUGAUUUUUAGCUCUAGUUGCAAUAGCAUUCGCUAGAAACGUUCAAACAAAUUAUUUGGUUUACCCUCUUGCACUCUAUUUGACCGAAGUGCUCCAAGGAUUCCAAUCUAAUGUUAAUAGUCUCAUUAUCUAUUGCACAGUAAUGCGCUUCAUUCAGUUGCAGCAGUCACGUUCAGCUGCUGUUUGAUCAGUCGAAAUAAUGAGUGAUACGAGGAUCAAAUAGUGCCGAAUAAAGUGACAUGUGAUGGUAGUUUUAUUAAGUGCAAUAAUUUUUUACUGAGUGCACUAAAAAGUGAAAUCAUGCUGUCGUUGCCAGUUGUCAAUAGCCAGGGAAUCGGUCUUGGUACCUAGCCGCCAUUAUGGUCACCUGCACUGAUUUACGAAUUACGUAGAGGCAAUUUAUUUGAAUUGAGAGAGUUGAUCCCCCUGGAGUAUGGCCAACUACACAAGCAUGAGUUCAACACGGCAUUCGUAUGAUACAAUCGAUGAUGAAAAUGAUGACAAGGAUGACACGAAACGAAAAUCAAGAAAUCUUAGUGAGAAAAAACGACGAGACCAGUUCAACAUGCUUGUCAAUGAACUUGGCAAUAUGGUUAGCACCAACACGAGAAAGAUGGAUAAAUCGACAGUGCUUAAAUCCACAAUAUUAUUCCUGAAGAACCACAAUGAAGUCGCAGUGCGUUCAAGAGUCCACGAGAUUCAGGAGGAUUGGAAGCCUUCAUUUCUGUCCAAUGAAGAAUUCACACAUCUUAUUUUAGAGGCCCUGGACGGCUUCAUAAUUAUCUUCUCCUCGAACGGUCGCAUUUACUACGCCUCAGAGAGCGUUACCGCCCUCCUAGGCUACCUACCCACGGACCUCGCCAACUCUACAAUUUAUGAGAUAACUUAUCAGGACGACCAAUCUCUCCUUUACAACAUCCUCCUGAAUCCAACUCCCCGCGACAACCCUCCAAAAUCCGAAACCCAAGUGUCUUUCACAUGCCACAUAAGGCGUGGAAGCCUAGACUUGGGAGAGAAUGUAACCUACGAACGUGUUCAUUUUGUCGGCUACUUCCGCUCUGACACCGACAUAGAAACUCUUCUUCCCCCGUCUCGUUACUCAUCGAAUUCUCCAAACGACACGAAGAUGGUGUUUGUAGGAACCGGUCGUGUCCACACACCCCAGCUGAUCCGUGAAGUUUCGCUGAUCGACUCGAAUAAAUCGGAAUUUGUCUCGAAACACAGUCUAGAGUGGAAGUUCCUGUUUUUGGAUCAACGAGCCUCUCCAAUAAUCGGUUACCUUCCCUUCGAGGUCCUGGGGACUUCGGGCUACGACUACUAUCACGUGGAUGAUCUGGACAAUGUCGUCACCUCUCACGAAUCCUUAAUGAGAAAAGGAGAGGGUACCUCGUGUUUCUAUCGUUUCCUCACCAAAGGACAACAGUGGAUCUGGCUCCAAACUCGUUUCUAUAUCGAUUACAAUCAAUGGAAUUCCAAACCUGAGUUUAUCGUAUGCACACACACUGUCGUGAAUUCAUCAGAAGUUGUAGAACAGCAGAAGAAGAGCAAGGAUGCAUCGCAAUAUCUUGAUUCUCAUGUAUCCACCGAGCAUCAGCCAACAUCGUGUCAAACUCCUCGCUCCACCUGGUCUCCAAAAUCUCCAAAACCAUCAAGAUCGAUCCGAAACUUUCACGGCACUGAUUCAGAUACAUCAAUAUCCGGUGGCUCAGUUAGCUCCAGAACUUCAGCAUCUACGACACAGUCUUUCAAAAUGAAAGCAACUGCCAAUGCCAAUGUCAAGUCAUCAUCAAUGCAGCAGGAUCCGCCUCAUCAGACUAUAUCACGAAAUAUAGAAGGAUGUCCGAACUAUGAAAAUGGAGUCGGUGAAUCUGUUUUGUCAAUAGUUCCUGGAGAAUUCCUGACACCAGCUGCACCAGCAGUAGCGAUAACUGUUUCUGGAAUGUUGGUGAAUCCACCGAGUAUCGUUAUGACAACUGCGUUGAGCCAGAAUCAGGACGAAUUGCAGCGAAAGCACGAGGAGUUGCAGCAGCUGAUUGUUCAUCAGCAGGAGGAGUUGAGGAGAGUUUCUGAGCAGUUGUUCAUUGCUCGUUAUGGUAUUCUAUCACCAUUGAUGAAUGUCGGAGUCAAUUAUGGGGUUAACGCUCUAGGCAAUAGGGGGGAGAGUAGUGAGGGAGGGCAUUUUGGGGGUGAAACAGUGCAGGGAGUGACUGGGGCCGUCACUCUUCCUGUUACGGUACCAGUGUCCAUUGUUCCUGUUGACAGUUUUGAAAGAAGCACUGCAGUUUUUCCAAUUGCCCCGAUUGUUGAGGCUGGGGUUACUGCACCAGUUCAAAGUCAAGGGAUGUUUAUGCAACAAAGAGUACAACAACCAGGCAGGACUGAAGCGAUGCAUAUGCAAGGGGUUCAUGAGACUGGACAGAUACCUUUUCAGAUUUGUCAGCAGACGGACAUUCUUUACCAUAGUGGGGAGAGGAGUAGUAAUGGACAGUUUAGGCUACCGAGGAUUUAGAGAGAUCAUUACCUGAAGCUACGACAAGCUGAUAAUACUAAUUUGUGAUGAUACAUUCCAAUGUUCCGGUUUCGUUUUGGGAAUUAAUGAUCGGUUAAUGUUGUUCGGUUGUUUUUAUUUGUUCUGAGCUAGACGAGAUGUGGACAAUAAUUCACAAUAGUUGCGGCAUUAUCAUGGUUUCAUUGCAUUAGAAAAAAACAUUUGUAUUAUUUCUACAAAUUGUUGGGUUUCUUUCCUCUGGGGGAAAAGCCAAAUUGAUUGUGAUUUGAAAAAUAAUAGAAGUCAAUUGCCACUAUAGAUUAUUGUCGUGAUUCCAUCGAUGAAAAAUGUUCCAAGUGUCGGUUAUUAUUAAUAAUUAUGAUAGUAUUGAGAAUUAGAAGGAAAUAGAAUGAAUUCCAGAUAGACCAUGCCUCAUUACUUAUGCGAAGAAACGAGGAAACCGCUGAAUUUUCGGGCGAAAAUUAUUUUUCUAUGUGAAAUGAGGAAUUAUAUUUUUUCAAGUACAUUGUGAGAGCAUAAUGUACACGAUUACGUCAGCCAUCCAUGGUAACGCACAAUUGAAGAUCAACUCGAUAUUGGGGCGGAAUUUGAGAAACGAAAACAUCGGGAAUUGAUUUAUAACUUUAUUCUACAAUUAACAGAAAUUUAUUUAUCGAAUAUCUUAUUGUGCCAUUUUUUUCCGGAAGCCAUUACGUCUGUAUGUAUCCUUGAGUGUCAGUGGGCUGUUAAUAAUUGUUGUGUUUAGUAAUGUAACUGAAUAAUGGAAGAAGUACGGAAGAUUUACAGUGAUUCAUGGAUAAUGAAUCACAUGGGAGCAAUAUUUAAGUAAUUUAAUAAAAAGUUUUUACGUAACAAGUGCCAAGAACUAAAUAGAUAUUUUUAAUGAUCAAUUCGUUUUUUUUUUCAAUUAUAGUUUCAGUAGUUACUUGCACGAAGAACUUGCAUUGCAAACUUUAGCGGACUUUUUGGACAAUGAUAGAUUUUUAGAUUAGAUUGUUUCUCUUCAAAAACAAAUCGUUUCAAAAGAUUUCUAUGAGAGCUCUAACAAGAAAGUCUCUACUAUUCAUUCUGAGUUCCACAUAUGAACAGAGGUCCACUAAAUAAAAACAAUGAGAGUACGAAAAUCGGUAUUGAAGUAUGGAGAUGAAGAAUAAAUAUCAAAAUAAACAAAUCUCACAGUCUGUUAUUUAUCUUAAAUUAUUGAAUGAUAUAUUUUGUAUUUUAUGAUAAAUUAUUUUGACCACCGAAACUAUCAACAUUCCCAGUGAUUAUAAUCAACAGAAUUCAUAGGAUAGAAAUGUAUUGUUAAAGUGAGUAAUAAUGUACGUCAAGUAAUCAAUAGAGAAAUAGAAUGAAUAAUCAUUUUAAAAAAUUUGGUACAAAUGUUUAACUGUUAUAUAUGCUCUCCUAAGAUAAUGUUACCAUGUAUUAAACAUUCCAAAAGUUACAUGAAUUUGUCGGAAAAUUUACGGUUUAUACGCGAUAUGAAGAAUAAAAUUGUUUUUCCUUUAAA
This is a messenger RNA of Diachasmimorpha longicaudata, 4123 nucleotides long. RefSeq names its product circadian locomoter output cycles protein kaput (gene Clk). The record is from RefSeq and is a predicted model, not a curated record. Gene Ontology annotation, biological process: circadian regulation of gene expression; regulation of transcription by RNA polymerase II. Gene Ontology annotation, cellular component: nucleus; cytoplasm; CLOCK-BMAL transcription complex. The transcript has 5 exons. Gene Ontology annotation, molecular function: protein dimerization activity; DNA-binding transcription factor activity, RNA polymerase II-specific; RNA polymerase II cis-regulatory region sequence-specific DNA binding. Lineage: Eukaryota; Metazoa; Arthropoda; Insecta; Hymenoptera; Braconidae. The coding region runs from base 535 to 2610 and encodes 691 amino acids.